AUGGCACCAAAGAAAGCUAAAGGAGGAGGAAAGAAGGGAGGAUCUGGAGGAGAUGAAGGUGGAUCGCACCUGCUACUGAAUCAGCGUCCGAUAGAGGCAGCACCUCCGAAGAUAGACCUAGGCAAGGAGACGCAAAAGUUAGACUCACGGGUAGCAAAAUGCAGAGCUGGCGUUGCAUGGGUCAAUCUGCUGCAGAUCGGAGACACCCUAAAGUUCGGCGUGUACAACGAUCGCCCUGAAAACGACGCGGAAACGAGCAAACUAUCUAUCUGUUUCUGGGUUUAG
Messenger RNA from Suillus fuscotomentosus, 285 nucleotides. RefSeq lists its product as uncharacterized. Lineage: Eukaryota; Fungi; Basidiomycota; Agaricomycetes; Boletales; Suillaceae. The transcript has 2 exons. The coding region runs from base 1 to 285 and encodes 94 amino acids. The record is from RefSeq and is a predicted model, not a curated record.